Molecule: messenger RNA, 1629 nt
Organism: Clarias gariepinus (North African catfish)
Lineage: Eukaryota; Metazoa; Chordata; Actinopteri; Siluriformes; Clariidae
Exons: 12
Coding region: 316-1629 (437 amino acids)
Source: RefSeq, a predicted model, not a curated record
UCAACAGUAACGCCAACCACAGAAUUGACUCUUACCACUGAAGACACAACAAAAGAUACAACAAAAACAGCACCUACAACAGCAGAAACAACCAUCUUCACAAGUGUGGUAUUUCCAACUACUACAAUUGCAGAAACAACAAGCACAAAAGAAAGCACAGCUACAACUAUACUGUCAACAAAAAAAACAGCUACAGAACUGAUUAUUACCACUGAACACACAACACAAGCUCCAACAACAGCAGAAUUAUCCAUCUUGACAAGUCCUCUAUUUCCAACCACUACUAUUCAGGAGACAACCAGUAUAGAAGAAAGCAUGACAGCUACAACUUUAGUGUCAACACUAACACCAACUGAAGUUAUUUCGUCCACGGGAUCCACAACAUCUGCAAGGACUAUGGAAACACUCAUAUUAAUAAAUGGUUCAGCUGUGGUUCAAAGCAAAAUGGUCAUCAAUUCUUCCACUCCAGUUCCCAGUGAGAGUUUGGUCCUCAGUGCAAUCCAAAUUCUUCUGGAUGAUCGACUAACAAACCUUACUGACUAUGUUAACCUACUGAACUUUACCUUUGAGGCAAUUUCAGACACCUCAUAUGCGGUCACCUUCACAUUCAACAUCAGUAACCUCAGCAUUCCAGAGAACCCUAAGCUUAGAAAUGACACUUAUGAGCAAGUGGAGGGCAUCAUAAACAAAGCUCUUAACACACUUCUAAAUGAUCCGGGUGCAGAGCUAUUUCAACCGCAGAGCUUUCUUUUCACGAGUUCAAAAAAUCAGGUUUAUGGUAACAUGGACUACUACUUUCAAGAUGGAGAUACAAAAAGACCAGAAGCCUUCCUGAAGGAGCUUGCACCUGUGUCUGGAUUAACACUUGUUCAGGCCAGGAAGGUCUUCAAUUCCUCCUCUCCUGUUCCUAGUGAGAGUUUGGUCCUCAGUGCAAUCCAAAUACUUCUGAGUGAUCGACUGACAAACCUUACUGACUCUGUAAACCUGCUGAACUUUACCUUUGAGGCAAUUUCAGACACCUCGUAUGCAGUCACCUUCACAUUUAACAUCAGUAACACCAGCAUGCCUGAGAAUCCUAAGCUUAGAAAUGAAACUUAUGAGCAAGUGAAGAGCAUCAUAAACAAUGCUCUUAACACACUUCUAAAUGACCCGGAUGCAGAGCUAUUUCAACCGCAAAGCUUUCUUUUCACAAGUUCAAAAAAUCAGGUUUAUGGUAACAUGGACUACUACUUUCAAGAUGGAGAUACAAAAACACCAGCAGCCUUCCUGAAGGAGCUUGCACCUGUGUCUGGGUCAUCACUUGUUCAGGCCAGGAUGGUCUUUAAUUCCUCCUCUUCUGUUCCGAGUGAGAGUUUGGUCCUCAGUGCAAUCCAAAUACUUCUGAGUGAUCGACUAACAAACCUUACUGACUCUGUAAACCUGCUGAACUUUAGCUUUAAGGCAAUUUCAGACACCUCAUAUGCAGUCACCUUCGCAUUCAACAUCAGUAACACCAGCAUGCCUGAGAAUCCUAAGCUUAGAAAUGAGACUUAUGAGCAAGUGGAGAUCAUCAUAAACAAUGCUCUUAACACACUUCUAAAUGACCCGGGUGCAGAGCUAUUUCAACCCCAAAGCUUUUUUUUCAUGUAA